UGUUUGACACUUUCCGCUUGAAAUGCAAUCGCAUUUCCCUCAGCGCCCCGGAAAACUGUUAACAACUUGGCACCAGAAUUUGUUUAAUGAUUCACGGCCCACAACAUUCCGCUCGAUCUAACACUAAUCCCGUCUAGAGCUGUUAAACUGGGCGAAUGUUAAGUCCGCGAUAGGAAAAGCUUUCGAGCUUUCAUAUCUGGUGUACCUAACUAUGGGCAACUGGGUCUGGUCUAAUCAGUUCGUGCGGCAAAGUGGAACGAAAUGGGUCACCUGCAGUUGGAUUUCCAUUCCAUACCGAAGCUCCAUGGCAAGGAGAACUAUUGGCAGUGGCGCAUCCUCCUGAAGACCUUUCUGGAGGCCAACGAUCUGUGGAAGCACAACGAACCCAAGGAGAGCCCAGAAACCAAAUUCCUGAUUUUGGCCAGCGUUACGGCCGAUAAGAUUGAGCCAUCCUACGAUGACCAAAGCUGUUCGUACAUUUUCCAAAACAUGGAGAGCAGAUUCGGGCCUUUUAGUUAAAAAUUUAAUAAAUAU
Drosophila mauritiana is the source of this 534-nucleotide messenger RNA. RefSeq lists its product as uncharacterized. NCBI's taxonomy places the organism in Eukaryota, Metazoa, Arthropoda, Insecta, Diptera, Drosophilidae. The transcript has 2 exons. The coding region runs from base 262 to 519 and encodes 85 amino acids. The record is from RefSeq and is a predicted model, not a curated record.